Molecule: messenger RNA, 1982 nt
Organism: Glycine soja
Lineage: Eukaryota; Viridiplantae; Streptophyta; Magnoliopsida; Fabales; Fabaceae
Exons: 1
Coding region: 162-1550 (462 amino acids)
Biological process (GO): positive regulation of growth
Source: RefSeq, a predicted model, not a curated record
CCAAAGUUCUCAAUCUUGAAAACUCCAAAGUCCAUUCCCAACUAGUCAAUAGUCAUAUAAAGACAUACACAUAAGAAAAAUAGUUCAUGGUAGUGAGGUAGAGAGGGAAACAGAAACAAAUAAAACAAAGCAACUUUGGCAAGUAAAGAGACCUUGUUAUCAUGGUAGUUGCCACCAUGGCAUGGCGUCACAAGGCGGUGCCAAGGGCUGAAGUCCUCGGCAUCCUCGCCUUUGACGCCGGAAAAACCAUGUGCCACCUAAUCUCCCUCUACCACUCCCUCUCCGACAAAGAAAUAACCAAGCUUCGCAAAGAGGUGAUCAACUCCAAAGGGGUAACAUACUUGAAUUCUCAACAUGAGUGCUUCCUUCUCAACCUUGCCGCCGCAGAGCGCCUUGAGGAGCUUGACACGGCCGCAGACACUGUCUCACGGUUCGGCCGGAAAUGCUCCGACCCCAGCCUCAGCCGCUUCGACCUCGUCUACGCCGACCUCAAGCUAGGCCUCAUCGACCUCCGCAAGCUUAGUUACGGUGCUCGAAACACCCCAAAGAUCAUCUCCAAAAUGGAAAAGUUUGUUUCUUCUACCAGAAGUCUUUAUUUUGCCAUGGAAUACAUGGCGGAACUCGAGGCUUCUGAUAAGAAGAGACAAAGAUUGAAGACAGUGGGAGCCACUAAUUACAACAGCAACCCCAAACAAAACAUGGAAUACUUGAACGAGCAGAUAGCGUAUCAUAGAAAACAAGUGCAGCAGUACAAGGAAGUUUCGCUAUGGAGCCAAACAUUGGACAAAACCGUUGGGAUCAUGGCUAAGCUUGUUUGCAUUGUAUACGCUAGAAUAUGUUCUGUUUUUGGAGGCUACAUUUCUAAUUGCAACUGCUAUGAAAUCAAUGAUGUUGACAACAACAACAACAAUUGUUGUUGCCUCUUGGAACACCGCGAGUUGUACAAGAAAAAUUAUUGUCUUUAUGAAGAAUCACUUCAGAAGCGUGUCACAAGAUCAGGUCCUAUUCCCAAGGCUAGUAAUAACAACAAAACCGGUGUGAUACGGUUCUUGAACCGUGACGGUGAAGUUGAUAGGCCAAAGAGUAGCGUUAAUAAUAGGGUUUUGAGGCUGGCGCCGCCAUCGACGGUGGGCGGGGCGGGGCUGGCGGUGAGGUAUGCGGAGGUGAUUUUGUCAGCAGAGCAGUGGUUGCACGCUCCGGCAACGGUGGGGCAGGACGCGCGGGAGGGGUUGUAUGAGAUGUUGCCGGACAGGGUGAGGCAAAAGGUGGCGGCGAAGCUGAGGGGGCGGUGGAGGAGGGAGGAGGAGGGGGAGGCGCUGUCAGAGGGGUGGCGGGACGCGGUGGAGGAGAUGUUGGAGUGGCUGUCGCCGGUGGCGCAGGACACGAUGCGGUGGCAGGUGGAGAGGAGCAUGGAGACGGGGAGGUUUGAGGCGAAGACGACGGCGUUGCUGCUGCAGACGCUGCAUUACUCCGACUUGGAGAAGGCGGAGGCGGCCAUUGUGGAGGUGUUGGUGGGGUUGAGUUGCAUAUAUUGGUGUGAGAGAAGGUGAAUUUAGAAUGGAGAAAUUUUAUUACAUGGAUUAAGAACACACAUGUUUAUGAUCAGGACUAAUUAAUGUGCGCUAACACCUAUUCAAAAAUUAUGACUACGAAUGAAGUUUGAAACUAGGUAUAAGUAUGGUUUUAAAUUGCGUUCAAGUACUAGUAGGGACUUGUGUUAUAGCGCUAUGGAUGAAGUUUGAAAUUUAGAGUAAGGGAAAACGAUGCAUGGAAAUGAUAUAAUAGUUAGACAAGGAUUUUAAUUUGGAGCCCCUUUUGAUUGAUUUUAUUUUAUUUUUUUUAUAAUUACUAGUUAGUGCUACUAAUGAUUGGUAAGAACAUUUUUGUCUACAGAGAAGUUAGCAUAGAGUGAAAUAAACGAAUGUCCAAGUUGUGUUCUUGUUUUUGUCUUAGAAGGAUAUCGGAAUAAUAUUGAGAGAAAA